AAUAAUUAUGAUUUAUACUGUAUUUAUUUUAUACAAAUUUGCUACAUAAUAUGAAGUAUAAAUCAGUGUUGGGCAGUCGGGAGCGUACUGAGAAGGAUAUCUUUUGUGGUAAGGUGGGGGAAGGUCAGAGCUGGUGUUCGGCCAGCCCGACACUUUAAUCCAGGACAAAUUAUUUUACCGAAGCCGUAUAAUAAUCGCUGUUGAGGUCGAUACAUAUUUACAUUCGGUGACCAUAUUGUUUAUGCCCAAGUCGUAGAACUCUCCCGCCGCGUCACGAAGAUAGCGCCUAAAAUCUCUUCUUUCAACUCCUCUCCCGUUGCAAAAUGCGUUUCACACAGUUGUUUCUUCAUUUCGAAGAAAAUAUGAUAGUCACCAAUGGCGUUAAACUACAAAAAAUGUAGUAUAGCGAAUAUUAAAUUUUAAUGGUACCUACCCAGUACUCAUCCCACCCACCUUAAAUAUGGUUGAUGAACAUAAUUCGUAAAUUAUAGACACGAUAAUCGUAUCGACUGCAACGGCGUAGUUAAACGACGGAUAUUACUACAACAUCUACAACACGAUCCAAAAUUAAAUAUGUUCUGUACUCGUAUAACUCAUCGCACUGUUUUAGUUCUACCUACAUUAAUCUGCGUCGCUAUCGCGAGCUACGGAUAGUUUCGGCGUACCGCAACCGAUGUGUUUUUAAGUAAUUAUGUUAAAUAUUUUUAGGUUUCGAUCAAACCACGUCGCUUUUAUCGUGAAUAGUUCUAUAUUUUCAUAAUACUUACACAUGGGCUAUGGAUACCAAGCCAUUAGUUACCUAUCCAGUACUUCUCCUCACAGAUAAUUCAUUAUGGCAGUGGCCACACUUGGGUACAAGGAUCCACUGGCGUUCACUAGAGGCUAUGUCCAGGCUGUUUGGUGGGUGUGUGUGAUAAUAUCCCAUCCAUAUUGGUUGAUGAAAUUGGUUUUGACAUUGGCGGUGUGAGGACGAGCGUUAUCCUGAUUCAUACGCACUCCCCUCUUGUUUUGGAUCACGUGGUGGUGCUUCCGCGACGUCGAACAAUAGCGGUCGGAAUUGAUCGUUGUACCGGCAGGCAAGAACUCGCACAAUAAUAGCCCUUUCUUGUCCCUAAGGACGGUGGCAAUCAUUUUACCGGCAGACAGUGUUUGAUUGAACUUGCGUGGCUUCGACGACUCUGGAUAUUACUACCGAAAAGACUGUUCUUUAUUUUCUAGUGUCUUAUUGUGGACCCAGGUCUCGUUGCCGUUGACAAUGGAGUCCAAGAAUUCCUCAUCAUUAGUAGUAUUAUCGAGUUACUCACAUUGACACCACCCAAAUGUGUGCAAAAUGCAAAUUAAUAUCAAUUUAUAAUAUCAGAAUCAUACUAUAUUGCCGCAUUUCAAAUAAAAUUAUUGAAUUGUGUCAAAAAUAGAAUAUAUUCUUAUUAGGUAAACAUAAAAGAUAAUUGACUAAUGGAAGAUUGAUAACAUCAACGUUUCGUGCUUACAUGAUCAUAGUUGGCAUUGAAUUAUUCCGUGGCCGACAUGUCUUCAGACAACGAACCAACUUGGAGGAUAUGCAGAAAAGCUGUUUGGAUGUUGAUCCAAAAUGUUAACAACUUAGCUGAUGCUAAGGAUUUGUUAAACCGUCAGGAGGACCAAGAUUUGCAUAUUGCCAGCGGGAAAUGUUUUAUUUUAUUACUGACGGCUGUUCGGACGUCGGAGAAGUCGAGUUUGGACUUGGCGCUGGCCGAGUGCAAGCGGCUUGAGGCGCGGUGCGCGACGGAAUCCACGGGCGGCUGGAUGGCGGCGGUCAAGCGCAAGCUGUUGUUCUCGUCCACGGCCGGCGGCGUAGACUACUACGACAGGCAGAUCGUAUUGGCCGACAUGAUAUCGUGCAUAGUGGGCCUGACAGUGGCAGCGCACAAGGACAGCCCGUCCGUGGGCACCGUGGCCCGAGCGGUGUACGCUCUGAGGCGCGCCUGGAAAACGUAUCAGAUGUGUUACGCCGCGGUGCUGGACGUCUACCGGGACGUGUAUGACCUGGACCCAGGUCAGAACACUCCGCGAUGGCCUCCGGUAUUGAAACGCAGAAAAUCCGCCACUUUGAUUCCGGCGUCGAACAUCGGAAGUCGAAUGUUCCGGUCGGCCACCACGUCGUUCGAAGCCAUUCGACGGAACAGCGUGUCGGACAUCAUGCCCAAAGACGUGGUCAGGCUGAUGGCGGCGGUCAGUGUGGGAUACGGGACGUUUAACUUGAUGGUAUCGCUACUGCCUCCGACCGUCAUCUCCGUAAUCGGAGUGCUGGGUUUUCGCGGAAAUCGCCAAACCGGUCUAGACGCAUUGGCGUUCGCCAAAAACGGGCCCGACGUGCACGCACCGUUAGCAUGGGGUAUCCUGUCGUGGUACCGCAUGAUGGGGAACACGGAUUUCAUGUUCGACGGUCCGCAGUCGCGUGAAAACCAGUCCCACGUCGACGAGUCGGAACAACUGGUGCUCGGCCCUCCCGAGGAAUUCCGAAACUCCACGGCUCUGCAAUACUUCGUCGGACGGUCGCGUUAUCUCAAGGGCGACUUGGACGGAUCGAUACAGGCGUACGAAGCGGGAUCGACGAUCGUCGACUGUUGUCUGGUGAACAUGCGCGCCAUGUAUCUGCACGAGUUGGGUUUCAUGUACGCCGUUCGGUUGGACUGGACGACCGCGUGUCGGAAAUUCGCCCGCGUCGCCGCCGACAACACGUGGAUGAGGCCGUAUCACUACUUCAUGGCCGCACUGUGCGCAGGUGCGGCGGGCGACGCGGCCACGGGGUUGCUGAUGUCGCGGCAGGUCGACGAGUCGGUGGACAGCCGGUGGCAGAGAGCGGAACGCGACAUGGUGGGCAGGUUCGUGAUGGACAGAAAGCGGCCGGUGGCCGAGGCUCUGCGGCGGACGAUCGGGGUGGCGGGUGACGACAGAUGCGGCCGGCGCUGUCGUCUGAUCGUCUACGAGAUGCUGUACGUCAAGUACGGCGCGGCCAGGUGGCCCGCUGACUCGCUGCGCGCCGUCCUAGCGGAUUGCGACGAGUCGGAUGACGACGACGAUGCGACACGGUUCGCGAAACAACUGUUGACCGUCAUCUGCCGGAAAGCUUUAGGGGCUUCAGUGGGCCUGCACUACGCUAGUCGUUCUCUGGCCGAGAUCGUCGAACGCAUGGACCGGGACAAGAGACGUGAUCACCUGUACGUGUAUGGCCUUUACGAACUUGCCGUCGAGCAGAUCGGUCACCCUGAGACGAUAGAAGAGGGAAAACGGACGAUACAAAAACUGAAAGAUUUCAAAGGACCGUACCAAUUUCAGUACUUCUUCGAAAUGCGAUGUGCUUCGCUGCAGGCGCACGUUCAAAACUUGCACGUCAGAUGACGUUUUCCUGCGAUGGUCACGAGGAGCUGCAGUCGCACGGCGGGCCGCGUAAACGCGUUCCUAAGCACGGCGACGAACUUUACCGCUGCAUGAGUGGUUUAGCGGUUCGCUGCAACGGAAUGCAUUUCGAUCGCUGCACUGUGCAUUAUGCAUUAUUUAUUGAGCGCGCAUAUACGCAUAUGCGUAGUCCAGUGUUCUAUUUUCAUAAUCGUCGUAAUAAUGUAGGUCUAGAUAUGUGUGCCGUCCGUAAAUGAAUCGGUAUCGUAAGUCUAAGCAUCGAUGUUACGCGUUUGAAUCAUUGCGAUCUGAAUGGGAAAACGAUUUAAAACUUAUUAGUAGUUACGCUGAAUAUUUUCAUAUUCUUUUAGUCGUGGUUUUUUUUUCCGCGUAAACAAUUAAACACGUACACUCGCACUAUCACGAAAAUAUAACAUUUAAACACUAUUUCGAACAUUGAACCUGAAGAAAAUAUGCUACAUAAUGAUAAAAAAUAUUUCAUUUCUCAAGAUAUAUGUAUAAUAUGAGAAAACGUAAUCUUAAUAACAUUUAAUGUAGGUCUGACACUAUAGCAUACAGUGCUACUUGCGUCUAUGGUGGUCGCGAAAAUGAGAUUACCCACUGGAUCUCAUGAAUGUUUCCUGAGUCGAUCAACUUGGUAUUAUUAUCGAUUGGAUUAUUCGUCGACUAAAAUGUUUUUGUUAUAUUUUCUCAUCGCAAUUUUUGUGCAUAAUUUUUAUUCUCGGCAAACACAUACACACCAAUAAUUAUCAGCAAUUAGAGGUCAUAACGUAUAGAAUUGCGUUCAUUUCUUUCUCGUUCUACACGCGUAAUGUCGUUGCUAAAACUCUCUGAUUUAUAUCGGACGUAAUUAGUUAUACGUAUAGAAGAAUUCGAUAAGUAAAAUAACGUGAAUUAAUUUUUUUAACAAAAGUACUCUAGAUGUCAUAUUUAGAUAGGUAAAAACAAUCGAGAUGCAGAUUGAUAUUAAAAGCACCAAAAUCUCUUAACUGUAGGUCAAUUAUUUCAUUGAAUUUGUUUAAAUAAUUUUGUAAUAUUGUGUUUCAUAAAAUACCGUAUAACUGUAUCGAUGCAACAGAUAUAUUAGCAACUUAUUUAAGAAUCCUGAAGAGUUAUAGUAAUUGUAGUAACAUACAUAUAAAUGUAGAGAAGUACAAUUUUUGUAAUUAAUUUGAAUUUGUUGACCGGUGGUUUAUUUCGAUGGUAUAUUUUUUGAUAAGUGUAUUUAGAUUUUAAUGAUAUAAACGUAUUUUCACCGAGAUAUACGUAUAAGCCUCUUAUAGUUUUCCCCGUAACCCUUCAAUUAUUGGUUUUCUUAUUUCAUCCUUGUGGUUCGCAAUGCACCGUUUUUGCAAAAUGUUCUAAAACUUUCUUUGUUUCGUAUUUCGUUUUGUUUUAAACGUUGAAAACAUUUUAUUCGAUACGAUUGAUAUUUCCGGCCUGCCGCAUCAUAUUGACGAUACGAUCGUCUUAAUUAUAAUUUAUUUGAAUGUUCGCAUCGCUCGCUAAUCGUGUUCCGUCAAGUUUUUCCAUUAACCUUAAACCUCGAUGUCUACCACGUAUCACUAUCCACACCGCGACGCGUGUCACUCGCCGAAUGUUCGACGGUACGUUUAUUCCUAAUUAUUAUUCCUUUGUCGGCGCGUUAAGAAUAUACCGCACGCGUCUUAUUAAAUCACCUUUCGUCCUUUCGGGUCCGCGCGGUCAAUAUCAAUAUAUAUAUUAUAACGUUAAUUCGUAACGGAAUUCGUAUUCGUCCGGAAUCCGAUAUCGCAGAACGCUGCCUUUUUUUUUUUUGUAUCUAUGUAAUUUUUCAUUUUAUCUGUUUUAUCUACGUUUAUACGUUUACGUUUUUCUCCGGCGUAUUUUGUUUCUCAAUUAUAUACACACUACGUAUACUAACGUAUAAAUAUCGGUAAAUUAUACAAAAAAAAGAUCUUUAGGAAGACCCAGAACCUGGUGGAUCGAUGUAGUUUCCAAGGAUUUGAAAACCAUAGAUCAGAAUGUGACAUAUGAGUUGACUUACAAUAGAGAGAGAUAGAGAAACCUGUUGAAGGCAGCAAUGGUCCUUAAUGGACCGGUAAGCUGAGAAGAAGAAGAAGAAAUUAUACAGCAUACCGACACACACGCACAAUGUAUAUACGUAUAAAUACAAGUGCAGAUUUCUGUAUUACUUCGAGUGACACGAGUGUUUGUAUGAUAGUAACGAUAAUUAAUUAUAAAAAAAAUACCAACGCGUAGUGUGUAUGUAUAAGUAGGCACGCGCGAAGCUUUACGCUGGAGAACAGUAAUUUAUUACACGACUUCGGUUGUUUUCAACAGCUCUUGGUAGCGAUAUCUCGAAAUUUCAGUAAUUAUUUAUGAUUAGGUUCUCCGACUAUACAUAAAUAUACUCGUUAAAAUUAUAUUCUUUUAAUUAUUUUUUAUAAGAAUAGAAAUUACUUUUUCUAUCGUUAAAACUCAAAACCACCCGAACUCCUAAUUGGUUUUAUUUUAUUCAGUAUCAUGAUAUGUUUUCAAUAAUUUUUUAUUUUUUUACUUAAAUAACUUAUCACAAAUACCAAAUUAUUGAACUCUAGUUUUUUUUCGGGAAUCAUAAAAUCUUGUGAACACAACACAUAACGAUUUUUAUUGGUAUAGAAUAUACGGACAAGUAAAACGUGAUUGGUUUUUGUUAGAAAAUUAACAGCAAAUUCAGCAUUUUUUUCUCCCACGAAAGUAAUACGAUGUACCUAUUGGAAUAACAAAAUAUUUAUCUUAUUUCAACAUAGAUAUAACGUUUAUAUAAAUUGGUAUGGAAUAAAAAUAGAUACGCAAUAUAGAAACAAAUUUAAUUUUAGAUCUGUGUAUGUUUAGCUGAUUCGUCUGAUUCGUUCGGUUCGAUGUGUAAGUUAUUAAUUUAGUAUAGUUUUAAAUGUUGGAGCUGUGAUAAAUAUUUUUGUAUUGAAAUAAUAAAACAGUUAUAAAACAUAGAAUAUGAUUAACUCGAAAAUAAGCAAUAUUUCUCAAUGUUUAAAAAAUAUAUUAAAGCAACGGGAUGAACUUGAAAAAGAAUACAUUAAAGUAUUAAUAAAUAUUUUUUCGGAAAACACUGCGAAUUUGCACACGAAUAUAUAGAUCAUUGUUACUAAGUUGUAAUACAAAGCUAUUAAUGUUAUAUUUACGUAUUUAGUGUCGUCAAUGAAAUAUAUACUAUGUAAUGUGGAAUUAUUAAUCGAUAAACGUAUAGUAUACAUAAUAUUAAUAAAUUUACAAUACCUACACUAAACGAAUUAAAACAUGUAUGCAAAUAGGUAUUAUACAUAAUAUUUUAGUCAU
Molecule: messenger RNA, 6717 nt
Organism: Sipha flava (yellow sugarcane aphid)
Lineage: Eukaryota; Metazoa; Arthropoda; Insecta; Hemiptera; Aphididae
Product: tetratricopeptide repeat protein 39C-like
Exons: 9
Coding region: 1528-3381 (617 amino acids)
Biological process (GO): cilium assembly
Source: RefSeq, a predicted model, not a curated record